Messenger RNA from Oncorhynchus masou masou (cherry salmon), 5732 nucleotides. RefSeq names its product mitogen-activated protein kinase kinase kinase 7-like. Lineage: Eukaryota; Metazoa; Chordata; Actinopteri; Salmoniformes; Salmonidae. The record is from RefSeq and is a predicted model, not a curated record. The transcript has 17 exons. The coding region runs from base 706 to 2493 and encodes 595 amino acids. Gene Ontology annotation, molecular function: MAP kinase kinase kinase activity; magnesium ion binding; ATP binding. Gene Ontology annotation, biological process: immune response; JNK cascade; protein phosphorylation.
GGGAAUACAACUGGUGGGUCAUAAUUAAGGUAGCAAACUUCCUGGAGCUACUUGCCUGCAACAAAUACGGGGAGGGGGAACAAAAUUAUAUAAUGUAAGAAGUCUCAGAGUCGUCAUUUUAAAGUUAUGUCCGCGAGUCAAAUCGAUUCUCUUGAGUUUUAAAUGUUGAGGAAAUCAAUCACCUAAUGUCUGGAGCCACUCGUACCGGUGGGGAGCACCUCAGUCUACCACGGCGACGGGCUGGCAUACCAGGCCAGAAAGCGGCCUAGUGUCAUGUAUAGCUAGCUAACUUGCUGAAUGACUUUAGUCAACAAACAUCGUUGACGUACAUGAUAUGGCAAUUGAAAAUGUAUGUAUUCAAAUUGUUCGCUAACUAGUUAGCCAAUCGUCGAAUUUUUAGGUAACGUUAGUAAACUGUCUUAGCUAGUUAACUAGCUACAGUAGCUUGCUCAGUUAGCUACCAGCUGGCUGUGUAUGAUUGUACUGAGCUGGCUAUCUAGCCAGCUAACACAGUGUAUGAGCUCCAGUUUUUAAAGUUGAUUUAUUUCCGCGUUAGGUCCGCCAGUGUCUUGGCAAGUUACGUCAUGCAAUGUUUAUUUUUUUGCUGUUUCUUCGAGUGCGCGUGUUAUGCAUGUUUUAGCUAUUUAUUGAUUUGAUUUUAGAACAUAUUGGUGUUAAUGAGUUACGUUAGUUAGCUAGUUAGCAAUGUCUUCCGCCGAUAUGCUCGAAACUCCACCUGGAUAUCCCUUUGAAGAAAUAGAUUAUGUGGAUAUUGAAGUUGAGGAGGUUGUGGGGAGAGGUGCUUUUGGUGUUGUCUGCAAGGCCAAAUGGAAAGGCAAAGACGUCGCAAUCAAGACAAUCGAGAGUGAAUCUGAAAGGAAAGCAUUCAUAGUUGAGCUGCGGCAACUUUCACGUGUGAAUCACCCCAACAUUGUGAAGCUGUAUGGCUCAUGCAAUAAUCCAGUCUGCCUGGUGAUGGAAUAUGCUGAAGGGGGGUCCCUGUACAAUGUUCUGCAUGGUGCUGAACCUCUCCCAUGUUACACUGCCUCCCAUGCCAUGAGCUGGUGUUUUCAGUGUUCCCAAGGGGUCGCCUAUCUCCAUGGCAUGAAACCAAAGGCUCUCAUUCACAGGGACCUCAAACCACCCAACCUGCUCCUUGUUGCCGGUGGCACCGUGCUGAAGAUAUGUGACUUUGGGACUGCGUGCGACAUUCAAACCCACAUGACCAACAACAAGGGAAGUGCAGCUUGGAUGGCACCUGAGGUGUUUGAAGGCAGCAAUUACAGUGAGAAGUGUGAUGUGUUCAGCUGGGGAAUCAUUCUCUGGGAGGUGAUCACGCGUCGGAAGCCCUUUGACGAGAUCGGUGGGCCGGCCUUCCGCAUCAUGUGGGCGGUGCACAACGGCACCCGGCCACCGCUCAUCAAGAGCCUUCCCAAGCCCAUCAAGAGCCUGAUGACCCACUGCUGGUCCAAAGACCCCUCCCAGAGGCCCUCCAUGGAGGAGAUAGUCAAGAUCAUGACCCAUCUUAUGAGGUGCUUCCCAGGAUCUGAUGAACCCUUGCAAUACCCUUACCACUAUUCAGAUGAAGGACAGAGUAACUCGGCCUCCAGCACAGGUUCCUAUGUGGAUUGCACUAGCAGCAAGAGUGACACAAACAUGGAGCAUGUGGACUCUCAGGGGAGCAACGACACAAUCAAGAUCAAACCUCAGUUUGCACAUCAGUUCAGGCCAAAGGGAGACUCAUUGCGGAGCCUGCCUCUGUCCAGAGGGGGCAGUGUUGAGAGCCUGUCGGGGCGAACCCACAGUCUGGUGGCCUCCGAGAGCAAAAGAAUGAGCGCAGACCUGUCAGAGCUGGAGCACAGGGUGCCUUUCGCUCCUGCAGCACGUCCCCAGUAUAAACGAGGCCACCGUAAAACGGCGUCAUUUGGCACCAUUCUGGACGUUCCCAAGAUCGUCUUCACAGCCUCCUGUGAGGCGCAGAGGCGUAGAUCUGUACAGGACCUCCCGGGGAUCGGCACAGAGUCCAGCCAGGGGAGUAGGAACAGCAGCAGGUCCUCCAGUCCCAGUGUGAGGAUGGUGCCGCCUGAUAAGACCAGCAGCCGAGGGUACAGCUUCUCUCCCGAUGACCCCCCAGAUACCAACGGCUCAGACAACUCCAUUCCCAUGGCAUAUCUCACUCUGGACCACCAGCUGCAGCCCCUCGCUCCUUGCCCAAACUCCAAAGAGUCCAUGGCCGUGUUUGAGCAGCACUGUAAAAUGGCCCAGGACUACCUCAAAGUGCAGACAGAAAUCGCCUUACUGAUCCAGAGAAGGAAAGAGUUGAUCGCUGAACUGGACCGAGACGAGAAGGACCAGCAGAACACGUCCCGCCUGGUCCAGGAGCACAAGAAGCUACUGGAGGAGAACAAGUCUCUGUCCACCUACUACCAGAAGUGCAAAAAGCAGCUGGAACUGAUCCGUUCUCAGCAACAGAAGAGACAGGGCACCUCGUGAUGGGCUACAAGCUGGCCGCCACCUGGCUCGUUCUGCAGAGACACACACAAACAAACUGUCCCCAUGUCAUAUCCCAUGUUCUCCUCCCCUGCCUCUGCUCUUUCCUGGGUCACCUGUAGUCUAGUCUGAAACCCAGACCCUACCUGCAAAAUAAUUGACACGAUCUCUCUCCUCCUCCUCCCUCUGCCCCAUGACAACUAUGAUCUCAACCUAGGUGCCCACGCCUUCACCCCCUGUAGGUUCCAGUGAGUGGAUCUCGUUUUACCUUGUACUGUAAAGAGACCUGUGUUUUACUGUGUACCUGCAUGUUGCGUUAUUGACACACCCUGCUGAUAACAUGGAACGGAAUAUUAGAUGUGCACUCAAUCAAGCUGUUAUGGAAUAUCUCUUGCACAUCUUUACAGUAUAUUCUUUGAUAGCAGGCCAAAACAAUCAGCAUGCAUCUGCUGUCUCUGCCCAUAAAGAGCUGGAGUCCUAAAUUGCCUGCUCUAGGUUUAGUGAACACACGGGACCGAGCGAUGGGCUUCUAGGCCUCGAUUGUCAGCCAUCCUUUUCGUCAGGAUGCGAUGCUUCUUGAGGUGUGUGAGCGUAGUACAGUAACUGCUGCUGCUUCUUGAAGUAUGUGAGUACAGUAACUGCUGAGCCUGAUUGGACAGGGAGGCCAGUGAGGGGUGUGAAAUAUGUUUGUCUCUAUUGCUCUCAGGGCCCCUCGGACCCUCCCCUGGGCUGCCUGGUCAGUGUGUGUCCACCCCUCCCACAGUCCAGUCCUCCCAUUGGUUAGUUUUACCCUGACCUGUCCUCCUAACUGGCCAAUGGCCAUGAGUCCUUGAGAAUGUGAAAAACAAAGACGGCCUAGACAAAAAGUGUGAAUUAUGUGCAGAAGUUUUUUUUUUUAAUGAAUUAUGACCAGAAUCUAUUUGACUAAUCUUUGAUCUCUAAGUGUUGUUUUGUUACCCUUUAAUGCAAAAAGAGCCACUUUUUUCUUUUUUUUGGUGAGCACAACCCCUUACAAAAGAAAUCCACCACAACCUAUCUGAAAGUAUUUAAUGUAUGUUCUAUUUAUUUUACCGGGGGAUGUAGUUUAGAUAUGCCUUGCACAUCCAUGAUGUCUUUGAUAAAAAAGGAUGGACUUGGCUUGUCACAAGUACCUGGAUAGAAACAUGGGUCGGGCCUCAAACAGAGAUUAAAUAUAGUCUGCUUUCAACAACCACAAAAAACACAAGCAAAGACGACAAACUUAUUUUCUCAACCUGUUUAAUUGAAAUAAACUAUGUACGAGGUUCAAAGUGCAACAUGUUUAUCAUGACUUAAUUUUGUUUCCUUUUGUUUUUUUCCUAUCCAUUUUGGUGUUAGAGAUUAUACUUUUAUCUGGUAUGGGAAUGCAGAGAUGUACAAGAGGCCUAUCCCUCGCCUAUAUGUUUUUAGUUCACAUGUUGCCUUAGAAUUUGAUUGCUAGAUUUUAAAGUAUUUGACUUGUUUUUCGUUCCUUUAUUGCGGGGUUCACUUGCGCCUCAUUUGAAUGUAAUGGACAGUCAGUCAGUGAGAAUGGUAUGACUUUUGUUUUGAGGGAGAAUUGUAUAUUAUGCCAAUGGUUUACCAGGAGGCUGAUUGUCUGGUCAAAUGAUUGAUGUCAAUAGGCUGCAAAAGAAAUCAUGAUAUCUGUCACUGCUUUUCCCAAUUAAUAGAAUGAAUCCCAGUAGCUUUAAGUAUCCGUGCAAGAAGAAAGUUGAUUUAGAGAUCUAAACUUACAAUGAGAAUUGAUCUUACUUUGAAAUGUUGUCUUGAAGUUUCAUUUGACCAGACCUGCUGUUGCUGCUACAGUCCUUCAAAUGUUUUGCACAAUCCUCUGGUUUUACUGGUUUACAUGUAACUAACCGUUUGGGUCUUGUACUUCAAAGUAUAUAUUAUGAUGGUUUACAAGGGUGGUGACAGUUGAAAUUGUGUAAGGGUUCAUUAGCUGCAGUUAUAUCCCUAGUUUUUCCCUUAUAUAUAUUCACUAUCAUUUUAUUAACCAUUACUGUAUAUAAAAUGUUUAAGAACUAUUGGGAACAGGUACAGUGCCAUCGUAAAGUAUUCAGACCCCUUGACAUUUUCACAUUUUGUUAGGUUACAGUCUUAUUCUAAAAUUAAUUAAAUAUCUACACACAAUAAACACAGGAUUUUAGACAUUUUUGCAAAUGUAUUAAAAAAUAAACUGAAAUCACAUUUUACAUAAGUAUUCAGACCCUUUACUCAGUACUGUGCUGAAGCAACUUUGGCAGCGUUUACAGCCUUGAGUCUUGGGUAUGACGCUACAAGCUUGGCACACCUGUAUUUGGACUUUCUCCAAUUCUUAUUUGUAGAUCUUCUCAAGCUCUUGUCAGGUUGGAUGGGGAGCAUUGCUGCACAGCUAUUUUCAGUUCUCUCCAGAGAUAUUAGAUUGGGUUCAAGUCCGGGCUCUGGCUAGGCCACUCAAGGACAUUCAGAGACUUGUCCCGAAGCCACUCCUGCAUUGCCAUGGAUGUGUGCUUAGGGUUUUUGUCCUGUUAGACUGGGGAGAAGGUUCACCUUCCGAGGUCUUGAGCGCUCUGUAGCAGGUUUUCAUCCAGGAUCGCUCAGUACUUUGCUCCAUUCAUCUUUGCCUUGGUUCCUGACUAGUCUCCCAGUACCUGCCGCUGAAAAACAUCCCCACAGCAUGAUGCUGCCACCACCAUGCUUCACCGUAGUGAUGGUGUCAGGUUUCCUCUAGAAGUGACACUUGGCAUUCAGGCCAAAGAGUUCAAUCUUGGUUUCAUCAAGCCAGAGAAUCUUCUUUCUCAUGGUCUGAGAGGUCUUUAGGUGCCUUUUGGCAAACUCCAAGCGGUCUGUCGUGUCAAUUCCUUCGACCUCAUGGCUUGGUUUUUUUCUCUGACAUACACUGUCAACUGUGGGACCUUUUAUAUAGACAAGUGUGUGUGCCUUUCCAAAUCAUGUCCAAUCAAUUGAAGUUACUACAGGUUGAAGGACAUCUCAAGGAUGAUCAAUGGAAACAGGAUGCACCUGAGCUCGAUUUCGAGUCUCUUGGCAAAGGGUCUGAAUACUUAUGUAAAAAAGGUUGUUUUUUUUUUUAAACCUGUUUUCACUUUCAUUAUGGAGUAUUUGCUGAGGCUAUAAUGUAACAAAAUGUAGAAAAUGUCUAGGGGUAUGAAUACUUUCUGAAGGCACUGUAUGUGCCUGGGAGGGAGGCAUCAUGAAAUAAACUUUAACAUUGAGAAAUUGUA